AUGACACCUCAUGGACUCUCCACCAUUGUUCCCCGCGACCUGCAGCCAGAGCUCGCAAGAACCAUCCAGUCUCUGCCCGCGGGAGCACAGAUGGCUGCCGACGGUGAGGUCGCCGCUGGCGCCCUCUCGGCGGCAGACGCACUGGCGCUAAUCAACACGCGAAAGUACAACCUUCUGUCGAUAGAUGUGGAAAAUUACGAGUGGAAACAGGAACAUUUGCUGGAGAUAGGGCUCUCCAUCUAUAAACCAUCAUACCAGACCCACGCCCUUUUCCCCCAUAUCGUCAAUUUCCACAUCAUUCUGGAAGAAGGCCUGAAAUACGCCAACAAGAGAUUUGUUCCUAAUAACCGCCUGAACAACAUCACGGGCCAGUCGAUAAUCGCAAACAAAGUCCAAGCCCAGACGAUCAUGCAAAAAGUGUUUGACGACGUGGAUCUGUCCAAAACGAUCGUUGUCGGACACGGCUUUGCGUCUGACAUGCGCCUGUUUCGAAUGUGGGGCCUGGAAUUCCCGCAACACGUGAAAGUCGCCGACACUAUGAAACUGUGGUCCUCGCUGGUGCCGUCUGCAAAGAAAAGCUCGCUCUGCUACAUCCUAGACAAGCUGGGUAUCCCAUAUGCCUAUUUACACAACGCGGUCAAUGACUCGUAUUAUACACUUGUGGCAUGCCUGAUGCUGGCGUCGCCAGAAAUUCGUAACAACCUGGUGAUCAAGGAGAAAGAGAUCGACGACGAAACAGGCGAGGAAGUCGUAGUUCACCGCGUGCGGUGUUCUCCCCACGACCAAGACCUCGAGCUCAGAGGCCCCGACCGCAAAUCAAAACGGCGCACCCAACAGAUGUACUUCCACGCUCCCCGCGAGAGUUUUCCCGUGGAGCACGUGGAAAGCGUGCUCAAAGAGUUCCCGUGA
Molecule: messenger RNA, 909 nt
Organism: Ogataea haglerorum
Lineage: Eukaryota; Fungi; Ascomycota; Pichiomycetes; Pichiales; Pichiaceae
Exons: 1
Coding region: 1-909 (302 amino acids)
Cellular component (GO): nucleus
Molecular function (GO): nucleic acid binding
Source: RefSeq, a predicted model, not a curated record